AUGGAUAAAACAAUGGAAAAAAAUGAUGAGGUCGCGAUUGUGGGAAUAGGAUGCAACUUUCCCGGAGGAGAAGGAGUUGAGAAUUUUUGGCAAGUGCUUAUGGAAGGCAGAAACUGCGCAGUAGAGAUUUCACCAGAAAGGUUUGAUAUUAAAGAGUGGUAUGCUGCAGAUGAAAACACACCAGGUAAAAGUCAGACAAGAAGAGCUGCUUUUAUUGACGGAUUGAACGAAUUUGACAACAAACUGUUUGGAAUCAGCGACUCAGAAGCCGAGCACAUGGACCCUCAGCAGAAGUUGUUGUUGGAAUGCACCUACAGGGCCCUGGAGAGUGCUGGGAUCCCUGCUGAGGAGGUGGCUGGUUCCAGGAUGGGUGUCUUUAUCGGAGUUAUGAAUCGAGACUACGAACUUAUGUCCUUGAGAAAUCCAAGAACUGCAAACCAUUAUGAUGCCACUGGAUCUGCAGUGAGCAUAGCUGCUAACAGGAUUUCUUAUGUUUUUAACUUAACGGGACCAUCUCUGGCUAUAGAUACUGCAUGUUCAUCAUCUCUUGUUGCACUAUACUAUGCUUUCCUUGCAGUUAAACAAGGAGAUUGUGAAACAGCUCUCUGUGGUGGAGUGAGCUGCAUGUUAGACCCUGCAGUUAACGUCGUGUUGAGUAAAGCCAAACUGAUAUCUCCAGAGGGUGUGAGUAAACCCUUUUCCAAAAAGGCAGAUGGAUAUGGACGAGCAGAAGGUUGUGGUGUUGUCCUGCUGAAACCUCUAAGGAAGGCACUAGAAGACCAUAACAGAAUCUGGGGAGUCAUUGCUGCCAUUGCUGUCAAUCAGGAUGGACGAUCGGCUACUCCCAUCAUCAGACCAUCUCAGGAGCAGCAGGAGAGGCUCCUCCAGAGCAUCUAUUCAGCUCACAUUGACCCACUGAGUGUGCAGUAUAUCGAGGCUCAUGGCACAGGAACAUCCGUUGGGGAUGUCACUGAAGCUGAGAGCUUGGGAAAUGCUGUUGGAAGGAACAGGCCAGGGGGAUCCCCCGCUCUGAAGAUCGGGUCAGUGAAAGGCAACAUCGGCCACAGUGAAUCUGCAGCGGGAACAGCUGGCCUCAUUAAAGUCCUUCUGAUGAUGCAACAUGAAAAGAUUGUCCCAUCUUUGCACUAUUCAGAGAACAUAAGCAGCAUCGACACUAAGAGAUUAAAUCUGUCCAUUCCAACAAGUCUAGACGCUUGGGAAGAGCCCCGAGAAUUUGGCAGAGGAGCUGGGCCUCCAGGAAAUCCCUCCAGCUCACCAUGGAAGACACAGCUCGUCAUCUGGACCAAAGUGUCCAAGUUUCGCUGCAAAAUCUGGCUUACACAUCAGCCUGCAGAAGGAGCCAUGUGA
This is a messenger RNA of Trichechus manatus latirostris (Florida manatee), 1368 nucleotides long. Its product is annotated as phthiocerol/phenolphthiocerol synthesis polyketide synthase type I PpsB-like. Gene Ontology annotation, biological process: fatty acid biosynthetic process. The transcript has 7 exons. Gene Ontology annotation, molecular function: fatty acid synthase activity; 3-oxoacyl-[acyl-carrier-protein] synthase activity. Bases 1 to 1368 code for a protein of 455 amino acids. The record is from RefSeq and is a predicted model, not a curated record. NCBI's taxonomy places the organism in Eukaryota, Metazoa, Chordata, Mammalia, Sirenia, Trichechidae.